AUGGACGAGACUCAGAAACUGCGAUUCUUUAUCUGGGCGAAUGCGGUGGGCAUUGUUGGCGAGCUUCCAUGUGACACCAAUCUGGAUCGUCCGGAAACCAGACGUGUGGUCGAGAGGAUACUGAACAAUAUUCACGAAUCCUCCAUCACAUUCACCAGCGGGUACAACAAUGUGAAGCCGCAGGCCGGUCGUGUGUUGAUGGCUGGUUGGGCCGCCGGGGUGGAAGGAGUGGCGCGUGCUCUCGCGGUGGACUUGCGGCCCAUUAGCGUCAACUGUGUCUGUCCUGGCGCCGUGCGCACAGAGUUGUUUGAUGGGUUGCCGAAGCAUUUGCUGGACCCGCUGGUGGAGAAGUAUGUUAGUAGAACUCUGAGCGGGACGAUCGGACAGCCGGAGCAGGCAGCGGAAGCGUAUCUAUAUUGCAUGCGGGAUGCUUUCGUAGAUGGGACCGUGGUGCACUCAAACGGCGGAUACUUGUUGGGAUAG
Molecule: messenger RNA, 483 nt
Organism: Fonsecaea multimorphosa CBS 102226
Lineage: Eukaryota; Fungi; Ascomycota; Eurotiomycetes; Chaetothyriales; Herpotrichiellaceae
Exons: 1
Coding region: 1-483 (160 amino acids)
Molecular function (GO): oxidoreductase activity
Source: RefSeq, a predicted model, not a curated record